This is a messenger RNA of Brienomyrus brachyistius, 2037 nucleotides long. RefSeq names its product procollagen C-endopeptidase enhancer 2-like. NCBI's taxonomy places the organism in Eukaryota, Metazoa, Chordata, Actinopteri, Osteoglossiformes, Mormyridae. The coding region runs from base 86 to 1330 and encodes 414 amino acids. The transcript has 9 exons. Gene Ontology annotation, molecular function: protein binding. The record is from RefSeq and is a predicted model, not a curated record.
CGUCGGGCUUCUGCCUCUACGGCUCAGCGGCGCAGUCCUCUCUGAACUAUCCCGGGCCAGACAGGAGGUUAAACUGCCCGAGACAAUGAGAUACGCUUUUUGUGUGAUUUGGGGUUUUCUCCUUUCUGCAUGGGUGGACUCGCAGUCUCAGCGGAGGCCAAAUUUUACAUGCGGUGGAAAUUUGACGGGCGAAUCCGGGGUGAUUGGAAGCGAAGGAUAUCCCGGAGUUUAUCCAUCAAAUACAAAAUGUACAUGGAAAAUAACGGUCCCCGACGGCAGGGUGGUGUCGCUGAGGUUCCGCUCCAUUGACCUGGAGAGCGACACUCUCUGCAGAUACGACUACGUGGAUGUGUACAGCGACCACGCCGGCGGCCAGCGGCUCGGCCGCUUCUGCGGCACCUUCAGGCCGGGCGCCCUGGUCUCCAGUACCAACAGGAUGCUAGUGCAGAUGGUGUCGGACGCCAACACUGCCGGUAGCGGGUUUCUGGCUGUGUUUACCGCCGCUCACCCCAAUGAACGAGGCGAUCGUUAUUGUGGCGGGCGAAUGGUGAAGCCGUCCGGCUCCUUUAAGACACCGAAUUGGCCGGAGAGGGAUUAUCCUGCUGGGGUCACCUGCACCUGGCACUUCAUAGCACCUAGCAACCAGGUCAUCGAGCUGAAGUUCGAGAAGUUUGACGUGGAGAGAGAUAGCUACUGUCGCUACGACCACGUGGCGAUUUAUAACGGCGGGGAGGUCAACGAGGACAAGAGGAUUGGCAAAUUCUGUGGUGACAGCCCUCCAGCGCCAAUCACCUCAGAGGGGAAUCAGCUUCUCGUUAAUUUCCUCUCUGACCUCAGUCUGACCGCAGACGGGUUCAUCGGUCACUACAAGUUCAGGCCCAGAAGACUUAGGACCACUGCUGCGCCAGUUAUGACCCCCACUACAUCCACCACGGUUACCACUGCAAUGGUGAAGUACUCCCCAGAUCUCUGCAAGAAAAAAUGCGAGAGGAACGGCACCCCAGAGAGCCAUUUCUGCGCGAGCAGCUUCGUAAUCACAGGCACCGUCAUCACCACGACAGUGCGAGAGGGCAGGGUUCACGCCACCAUCUCCAUCAUCAGCAUCUACAAGGAGGGCGACCUCACCAUCCAGCAGGCCGGGAAGAGCAUGAGCACCAAGAUCGUCGUGCUGUGCAAGAAGUGCCCCUUCAUCCGACGCGGUCUCAGUUACAUUUUCAUGGGCCAGACGGACGAGAAGGGACAAGGGGCCAUCAGCCCUCAGAACUACGUUGCGGCCUUUAAGGGCAAGAGCCAGAGAGUGCUGGACGUAUUAAAAUACCAGCGCUGCUGAAUUCUGCAAAACUUCCCGCUGGACGCAGACCCCAGUCAUCACAGAAUCCUGGAGGCAUAUUAGGAACAUAUGCUCUUGGAUUAUCUUCUGUUUUUUGUUUCCUUGUUGACUGCUGACCUUUGGAACUGAAGCAUAAAUGCGGUAUGCGUCUUAGGAUUUGUCAGCAAGUCCGGUCUCUUCCGAGGACGUCAUUUUGUGUGUUUCAUGUCUUGCGCGGAAAAACACGGGCCGUACCUUCAGCAGGAUUUGUGUCUGUGGUGUAGAUGCCGUGUGGCUAGGAUCUGUAAAUUCACGAGGUUAUUGUCGCAACUACUGCGUGUCCUUGCUAACUAGAAUUUCUCAUAAAAAGCCUCUAGAAAAUGCAUUGGCUGUUAAAACACGAGAGAAAAUGUGAUUCGGUUAAAGGGCAGAAACUCACACUAUGCUGAAAUCAUAAAAUGUGAAAAGCAUUCCCUGUACUGGUUAAUGUGCAAUAAAUUUUUUUAAAAAAAGAGCUUUUCAGAUAUAAUUGGAUAAACAUAUAAUUUUAUCCUUUGCAUAAAUCAUUUUUUAUCAGAAGAGUUAUUUAUCCAGUUAAUUCUUUUUUAGCAUAAUAUUUGAUGUUUGUAAAGAUGCUGGAAAAAAAAUAAUCUUUUGAAAGUGUUUUUUAAAUAUUUAUAUGAUAUUUUGUACAAAGAAAUAAAACUCACAACAGUGUUUAUUCUGAA